Messenger RNA from Striga asiatica, 786 nucleotides. The record is from the annotation of a GenBank genome assembly. Lineage: Eukaryota; Viridiplantae; Streptophyta; Magnoliopsida; Lamiales; Orobanchaceae.
AAAGCCUCUCCCACACGCACAUUAUAUCUGUCACAACUCGGAAUCGAGUUCCUCUCCUUUUCUUACAGAGAGCACCCACAAUUACACGGGCUCCCGGGGCGGAAAAUCUCGUGGCGGAUAGAACCAGAGCAGCGGCGUGGCUACACGGGUCAGCCUGAGAAGAUAGUCAGAUAUGGUCCUAACGGGCAGCGGGGAUCCCCGAUCUGUGGGAUGCAAUCAUUAGCGGCGGCAUCACUUACAACGGCGGCGGCGUCCUCGGCCCGGACUCACGCACCAGCAGAGAUAUGGCUCCACCAAUUAAGACGCCCGACAAAUCCCUUGUUCAGAGAUAAAAAUUCACCUCUUAAUGAAAGGGUACUCUCUUCACUGUCCAGGAGAACUGUUGCUGUUCAUCCUUGGCAUGAUCUAGAGAUAGAUUAUGUGCGUUGCUACCUUGAUCAGCACACGUCCUUGAACUGCUUUCCUAUAUGCUUGACGGUGGCUGGUGGUGUUUUGUUCAGAGCCAGCGUUAGCCUAAAGCUGGAAAAUCCCGAUGGUGCUGUGAUUGCUAACAAGGUAACAUGCUAUGGAAGCAAAGGAUUAAAAAACAAGCUUCUCAAGGAGGGAGACGAGUGGGAGAAUUUUAAAUGUAGAGAUGAAGUUGAAGGGUUUAUCAUAAAUGUUUUUUUUUUUUUCAACUUUGAUUAUCAUUUCUUAUGUCGACGAGUGGUGCAAUUCAUUAUCCACACUUCGAUGGAUAGGACUCAAUUUCAUUCUAGCCUCACACCUCUCAAAUUUAAUUUGGGU